AUGAGAAGAGGUAUUCUGGAACAACAACAGCAACAACAGCAACAACAGCAACAACAGCAACAACAGCAGCAACAGAAACAACAACAACAGCAACAACAGCAACAACAGCAACAACAACAACAACGGCAGCAGCAGCAGCACCAGCACCAGCAGCAAGCAGCGGAGGAUGACAAAUCGUUUCCUUUAUCUGUUCCUCCUUCAGUGUCCACAUUGAGUCACAACUCUCCGGUAACACCUCACGCGACUUACUCCGAAGACUUCGAAGAUGGUUCUAAGCCCAUGUCACAUGGUGAGGGCACAUAUCCCGACGUCGAUAAGUGGAUGGAUGAUUACUUACGUUUUGAUGACCGUGUAGAUUUCAGUGACCACAGCAGCACUCCGAUGGGCGUUCCAAAGCUGACUAGGACCAUCUCUGACAUCUACCAAGACGAAUUAUAUAACCCGAACGCUUCUACCACGCCAAAGCCAUCCAUGCAAUUCUCUACCCAAAACGCGAAGAUGUAUUCUCCUUACCAUCGCAAUAUCAUUACAGACCGGAUACAGGCUGCGCACCAAGGCCAUAUCUCUGACCAAUCGCAAUCCCGCUCGACGUCAGCAGCGCGCCACCGGUCCCCAUGGAGAGAUAACUCCCCGUUCUUGCAUGAGCAAGCUGCAUUUAACGAUGCACAGAUGUCGCAGUCUCAACCUUUUCCGGAUCAAUUGAAUCUUGCCGCCCAACAGCAAUCAAAUAUGUUGAUGGGCCCGGCACAGCCGGAACCAAAAACCAUCUCGCCCAAGGACGCAUUACUUGAGUACAAUGAGUCUCCGGACGAUGCGAACAUGUCGCUGUUCCCGUCGCAGUCUGAACCUUCUCAGUAUCGCGUGUCGCCAAUGGGCAACUCUGCCACCUUCCAUAUUCCACAUAUGGAGCAAUACGCAAACCAAUAUGACCAACACAAAAACAAUAUGCCGCAGCAGUUUGGCUACAUUCAGCAGCAGCAGAUCCCUCUCCAGCUCUCGGGCCAGCAACAACAUCAACACCAGCCGCAGCCAUCGCAAUCGCAACAGCGACAACAGGCCCGUCGGGCGCAUCCGCCUCAAAGCCAACGGGAAAAUAACCUUGUCCACCACACGCCUGAAUUCCCACGUCAACUGCCGUCUAUGGACUCUACGUCUAGCGACACGAACACAUCUGCGAGCAACAGAUCGCCUUUAAGAGCAGCGCCAACGUCGAACCCCACUGGCGAACCUGCCAAGCGUCCGGAUGAUACUUCCUCUGAUGGGGGCACGUACAGCUGCACCUACCACGGAUGCAUUCUACGCUUCGAGACACCUGCGAAACUACAAAAGCACAAGCGGGAAGCCCAUCGCCAGACGACCCCUGGUUCACACGCAAUGGUGCGCGAUUCGUCAGCCGGUUCUCUGGCAAUGCGCAACUCGCAGGCUGGACCUCACCGCUGCGAGCGCAUCAAUCCAUCUACAGGCAAACCUUGCAGCUCUGUCUUCUCCCGCCCCUACGACCUUACGAGACAUGAGGAUACGAUCCACAACUCCCGGAAGCAGAAGGUGCGGUGCCAUCUAUGUACCGAGGAAAAGACAUUCUCCCGCAACGAUGCCCUGACACGGCACAUGCGGGUUGUCCACCCGGAAGUCGAUUGGCCAGGCAAGCAGAAACGCAAGUCAAGGGAUUGA
Messenger RNA from Histoplasma mississippiense, 1671 nucleotides. RefSeq lists its product with no specific name. The transcript has a single exon. The record is from RefSeq and is a predicted model, not a curated record. Bases 1 to 1671 code for a protein of 556 amino acids. Gene Ontology annotation, cellular component: nucleus. Gene Ontology annotation, biological process: regulation of transcription by RNA polymerase II. NCBI's taxonomy places the organism in Eukaryota, Fungi, Ascomycota, Eurotiomycetes, Onygenales, Ajellomycetaceae.